AUGUUGCUAAGUUCAUCAUUUGUUUCACUUCCUAGUUUCUUCAAACCUCAACUGCCAACAACUAAUCUUCCUACUUCAAAUGCUUCUCUCUUUCCAUGUUAUGCUACUAAUUCAAAUAUUUCUCAAAGAAAAUCUGCCAACUACCAGCCCAAUAUUUGGAAUUAUGAUAGUUUAUUAUCCUUAAAACACGAUUAUGCGGGUGCCCACUACGUAAAUAGGAGCAGAAGGUUGAAAGAGGAAGUAAGAAGAAUGAUUAAUGAUGAAAAUGUAGAAAUUUUAGAAUUAUUAGAAAAUGUGAAACGCUUAGGCCUUAGCUACCACUUUGAAAAAGAGAUCAUAGAAGCACUUGAUAGGUUUUUGUCUUUGGAAAUGCAUGGUGAUAUAGUUAUUGAAGAAAAUCUGCAUAAAACUGCGUUAAAAUUCAAACUCCUUCGAGAAUAUGGAUAUCAUGUUUCUCCAGAUAUUUUUGAGAAGUUUAAGGACCACGAUGGAAAUUUUAAAGCGCGUCUUGUGAAAGAUAUUAAAGGAAUGUUAAGUCUUUACGAGGCAUCGUUUAUGUCUUAUGAAGGAGAAAUAAUUUUGGAUGAAGCAAAUUCCUUCACGAGUUUUCACAUGAGACGAAGACUUCAUGAUAAUAUAAGUGAUUUUCUCUUUGAACAAGUGAAUCAUUCAUUGGAACUUCCAAUAUAUCGUAGAAUUCAAAGACUUGAAGCCCGAUGGUAUAUUAACUCAUACGGAAAAAGAAAGAAUGCAAAUAAAGUGUUGCUUGAAUUUGCCAAGUUGGAUUUCAACAUCGAGCAAUCAAAUAUUCAGCUAGAACUUAAAGAAAUGUUAAGGUGGUGGAAGGGGAUGGGACUAGCACCAAAGAUAAGUUUUAAUCGUGAUAGAUUAAUGGAAUGCUUUUUUUGGGCUAUUGGAAUGGCGCCAUUGGGGCCCAAAUUCAGCAAUCUUCGCAAAGGUUUAACUAAAGUUGGCUAUCUAAUUACUUUAAUCGAUGACAUAUAUGAUAUUUAUGGAACUUUGGAUGAAUUAGAGCUUUUCACAACCGCAAUAGAAAGUUGGGAUAUUAAUGCAGUUAAAACUCUUCCGGAAUACAUGAAGAUAUUUUUCUUAGCACUCUAUAACACUGUCAAUGAAUUAGCAUACGACGCACUUAAAGAAAAAGGACAUGACAUCCUUCGCUACCUCGUCAAAGCGUGGUCUGAUUUGUUGAAAGCAUUUCUCCAAGAAGCAAAGUGGUGUAAUAAUAAACACAUACCAAAAUUUGAUGAUUACCUUAACAACGCAUGGGUGUCUGUGUCUGGUGUUGUUCUACUCACUCACUCCUAUUUUCUACUAAACCAUAGCAUAACAAAGGAAGGUCUUGAGUACUUGGAAAAUUGCCAUUUGUUACUACAGAGACCAUCCAUUAUUUUUCGACUUUGCAAUGAUUUGGCUACUUCAUUGGCGGAGUUACAAAGAGGCGAAACAUGUAAUUCAAUUAUGUGCUACAUGAAGGAAAAUGGUGUUAGUGAGAUGAUUGCUCACAAAUACAUUCACAACUUGCUUAAUGAAACUUGGAAGAAGAUGAACAAAGAUCAAAUUACAUAUUCAGCUUUCUCAAAAUAUUUUCUAGAAACUUUAACCAACCUUGCUAGAAUUUCUCACUGCACGUAUCAAUAUGGAGAUGGACAUAGAGCUCCUAAUACUAUAUCAAAGAAUCGAAUAAAGGAGUUAAUACUUGAACCUAUUAAUUAA
Molecule: messenger RNA, 1737 nt
Organism: Lathyrus sativus (Indian pea)
Lineage: Eukaryota; Viridiplantae; Streptophyta; Magnoliopsida; Fabales; Fabaceae
Source: the annotation of a GenBank genome assembly